Messenger RNA from Cavenderia fasciculata, 159 nucleotides. RefSeq lists its product as uncharacterized. The coding region runs from base 1 to 159 and encodes 52 amino acids. The transcript has a single exon. The record is from RefSeq and is a predicted model, not a curated record. NCBI's taxonomy places the organism in Eukaryota, Evosea, Eumycetozoa, Acytosteliales, Cavenderiaceae.
AUGGAGGUGAAUAAAAAGUUUAACCAUGACCAAUCUUCUUCAUCUCAUCCAAUAAUUUUAUCGAUGUUCGAGUGUGUCUGGUCUCCCUCUGUCACCUCAUCAUCAUAUCGACAAAUAGUUGAGGUUGCUAUCGUUGUGAUGAAGAGUGAUAGCUAUUAG